Molecule: messenger RNA, 1688 nt
Organism: Limanda limanda (common dab)
Lineage: Eukaryota; Metazoa; Chordata; Actinopteri; Pleuronectiformes; Pleuronectidae
Gene: kbtbd3
Product: kelch repeat and BTB (POZ) domain containing 3
Exons: 8
Coding region: 5-1621 (538 amino acids)
Molecular function (GO): protein binding
Source: RefSeq, a predicted model, not a curated record
GGCUAUGUUCGAGGUGGACAUGCGAGAGCGGGAUGAUGGUUCGGUGACUCUGGGUGACCAGUGUCCAGUGGCGGUGGGUUCUUUUUUGGACUUUGCGUACUCUGGAGAGGUGCUAAUCACCGACAGCAACGUAGACAUGCUGUUCCAGCUCGCCUCCUUUCUACAGGUUUCAGUCCUGUCCAGAGCGUGCAGCGACUUCCUGAUAGGAACCAUGGAUCUUUGUAGCUGCCUGUCCCUCUUGGCCCUGGCUGAGGCCUACGGCUCCACCUCCCUCCUCAAAAGUGCCAAAGAGUUUGUGGUUCAGAACUUCAACGACCUUUCAAAAACCCAGGACUUCCUGGAUAUGCAGGUGAAUGUGUUGGAGGCAUGCCUGAGGUCCGAUGCUUUAAACAUUCCCAGUGAGGAGGAAGUGGUGACCUCCCUUCUCAGAUGGGUGCGGUGCGAUCUCCCAGGACGACAGAAGCUGUUACCAGGAUUGUUUUCUCUAACAAGAAUGCACCAUGUACCUGCACCUGCACUUAAGACUCUGCGUGAAUAUGACACUCUGCUCUGCGAUGACGAGUCCUGUCUCGCCCUGCUGUCGGGGGCCCAGAGCAGACAGACCCAGUACGACGGCCUGCUCGCUGAUGCCAGGCCGGCCACCACGCAGAGCUACAUCUUCAUCCACAAGACGGAGGAGAACGGAGAAAUCCGUCACACCUUCUGCUACUGUCUGGAAACAGACCAGUGGAAAGAGUUGGAGGGGACAACCACGUUUCCAGACCCACCGGGAUCAUACUUGACCAGUUAUGGCGAGAAGAUGUUUGUCACAGGUGGUUGUCGUGGAAACUGUUGCCGUGCAAUCCGUCUUCACAUAGCAGAACCCUUCCACGAUGCCACUGAUGAGGUUUGGUGCUUCAAUCCUGUGACUCUCACGUGCUCGCCCGCACCGGCCAUGCUAAAGCCCCGCACCAUGCACACGGCUGUGACCUGCCUGGACAGAGUGUACGUCAUCGGGGGGCGGACCAAGGGAUCCAGAGGCGGGGCUCCCAGUUUGCUGGAGGUGGAAUAUUACAACCCUCUGUCAGAGACGUGGUGCUCAGUCAGCCCGCUGCCCACUGCCAUCUUCUACCCUGAAGCCAGUGCUUGUGGCAGCAUCAUCUAUACUCUUGGAUCAGAGGUGGAAAUCACAGGCUCAUUUAAUCCCUCGUUGGACUGUUUUUACAGUUAUGACGCCCAGCAAGACCAGUGGAGCCGCCUGGUGGCAGAGUUUGGCCUGUUCUUCCAUGCCACACUGGUCAAGGCAGUCUCAAUUGAUAACACACUGCACCUAUGUGACCUCUCCACUUAUAAGGUGUACAGUUUUUGUCCAGAGACCAGCGUGUGGAAGGGUGAAGGGUCGUUCGAGUGCGCUGGGUUCAAUGCAGGAGCUGUGGGAAUGAGAGACAGAAUCUACAUCCUGGGUGGAGAUUACUCUCCUGACGAGAUCACAGAUGAAGUUCAGGUAUUCUACAGUGGGAGGAGUCAAUGGGAGGAAGUGGCGCCCAUGCCCAGAGCACUCACCGAGUUUCACUGCCAAAUCAUCAGCUUCAACAGAUACAGAGACCCGUGGGGUGACACUCACUCAUGCGCAUCAGACUAGAGUUUGGGACCUACAUGUGUGUUAUGUAAUAAUCAAUCCCAUGAUGUGUCUCCCUUGUCUUCAAACC